AUGGUCGUCCUCGCCGCGUCCGUCGUGACCAAGGGCGGCAAGGCGCUCGUCUCGAGGCAGUUCGUCCCGAUGACGCGCAUCCGCAUCGAGGGCCUCCUAGCCGCGUUUCCGAAGCUCGUCGGAUCCGGGAAGCAGCACACGUACGUGGAGACGGAGAACGUCCGGUACGUGUACCAGCCGAUCGACCAAGGGAACAUGUACCUCCUGCUCGUCACGAACAAGGCGUCGAACAUCCUGGAAGAUCUCGACACCCUGCGCGUGCUGUCGAAGGUUCUCCCCGAGUACACGCAGAUGCAGACGGACGAGGAGGGCGUGAGCCGAGCGGCGUUCGACCUGAUCUUCGCGUUCGACGAGGUCAUCUCGCUGGGGCACAAGGAGAACGUCACGAUCUCGCAGGUGCGGACGUUCACGGAGAUGGAGUCGCACGAAGAGAAGCUGCACAAGAUGAUCAUCCAGAGCAAGAUCAACGACACGAAGGACGUGAUGAAGAGGAAGGCGAUGGAGAUCGACAAGCACAAGAUCGAAUCCAUGCCCGGCGGCGGAGGGCGCUCGCACCGCGGCAUGGGCGGCGGAGGGUACGGCGGCAGCGGCGUGGGAGGGUACCACGACGACAUGGGCGGCGGAAGAGGUGGCAUGGGUGGAGGCGGGUUCGGGAGCAGCGGCAGCUUUGGGGAUCUGGACGCGGGCGGCGGCGGCGGCGGCGGGAUGGGGGCCAUGGGCGGGAGCUCCCGCGGCGCGGCGGCGCCGUCCGUGCCGUCCAAGUCCGGCCCGUCGCGCGGGCUCGUCCUCGGCGGGAAGCAGAAGCAAAACAAGUUCCUGGAGAACCUCCGCGCGGAGGGCGAGGCGGUGGAGUUGGACUCCAGGGCGGCGGCGGGGGCGCCGCGCGCCGGGGUGCCCGCCGUCGCGCGCGAGGGCGUCUCGCUUCAGAUCGAAGAGAAGCUCUCCGUCGUGUUAAAGAAAGACGGCGGCCUCGAAUCCAUGGAGCUCCAGGGCACGAUGAUGCUCGAAGUGUCCGGCGGCGAGGAGGACGCGUUCAUCCGCGUCGCGAUCAACACGGGCGUCAACGAGGGGUUCCAGUUCAAGACGCACCCGAACAUCGACAAGAACCUGCACGCGUCGGAGAACGUGUUGGGUCUGAAGGACCCGAAUCGUCCGUUCCCGAUGGGCUCGCCGCUCGGGAUCUUGAAGUGGCGGUUUCAGACCACGGACGAGAGCAAAGUCCCGCUGUCGAUCAACUGCUGGCCGUCCGUCAGCGGCGGGGACUCGUUCGUCUCGAUCGAGUACGAAGCCGCGAGCGCGUUCGACUUACACAACGUCGUGAUCGCGAUCCCCCUCCCCGCGCUGCGCGAGCCCCCGACCGUGAACCAGAUCGACGGCGAUCACCGGUACGAUUCGCGCAGGCACGUGCUGUACUGGGACAUCACGCUGAUCGACGAGUCGAACAGGAACGGCAGCAUGGAGUUUGUCGUCCCGGCGACGGAGAGCGAGGCGUUUUUCCCGAUCUCAGUCGACUUCACGUCGAAGGACACGCUGUGCGACGUGAAGGUGGACCAGGUGACGCGGACGACGGACGGCGGCGCCGUUAAGUUUUUCGGCGAGUCCGCGAUCGUGUGCGAGAGCUACCAGGUCGUGUGAGCUUGAUGAAACAUAUCCAUACUACACCACGAGCCCCGAUU
Molecule: messenger RNA, 1676 nt
Organism: Micromonas pusilla CCMP1545
Lineage: Eukaryota; Viridiplantae; Chlorophyta; Mamiellophyceae; Mamiellales; Mamiellaceae
Exons: 2
Coding region: 1-1635 (544 amino acids)
Biological process (GO): Golgi localization; endoplasmic reticulum to Golgi vesicle-mediated transport; retrograde vesicle-mediated transport, Golgi to endoplasmic reticulum
Cellular component (GO): COPI vesicle coat
Source: RefSeq, a predicted model, not a curated record